AUGGAUAGCGGAAGUGACGUUGAACCACCUCCUAAAGUAUCGAAAACAGAAAUUUUGACACCUUCUCGAGCUCAGAAACUCAAGGAACUUCCGAUACAUAUCGACUUCGAUCAUUUUCAGAAGUCGAUCGAUGACGGAACAUUCCAAUUUUCUUGA
Molecule: messenger RNA, 156 nt
Organism: Caenorhabditis briggsae
Lineage: Eukaryota; Metazoa; Nematoda; Chromadorea; Rhabditida; Rhabditidae
Exons: 2
Coding region: 1-156 (51 amino acids)
Source: RefSeq, a predicted model, not a curated record